Molecule: messenger RNA, 1005 nt
Organism: Pistacia vera
Lineage: Eukaryota; Viridiplantae; Streptophyta; Magnoliopsida; Sapindales; Anacardiaceae
Exons: 1
Coding region: 1-1005 (334 amino acids)
Source: RefSeq, a predicted model, not a curated record
AUGAAACCAUAUGACGGUACCACCAACCCGGAUGAUCACAUAGCCUCGUACAAGCAGCGGAUGUUCACAGUCUCCAUACCUCGACCGCUUAGAGAGGCUUGCAUAUGCAAAAGUUUCGGUUCUAGUUUGUCUGGCCCGGUGCUCCAAUGGUACACGAACCUCUCGAACGGAUCCAUCGAGUCAUUUGCUCAGCUUACCGACACCUUUGUGGAACAGUUCGCCAGCAGCAAGAAGCUAGAGAAGUUGUUAGUCGACUUGUACCGAAUAUACCAGAGAAGGGGAGAGCCAUUAAGAGAAUAUGUUAGCAGAUUCAACAAAGAAAAGAUCUCUAUUCCCUCAUGUAACCCUGAGACUGCUGUGGACGCUUUCAGAAAAGCCCUCCUCCCAGACGGAGAACUAUAUAAAGAACUUACAAAGCUGGGCUGCACCACAAUGGAAGACGCUCUGGCCCGAGCCGUUAUCCAGAUAAGAUGGGAGGAAGAUGAGAUGAACCGAGCUGCCCAUUCCAGAUAUGAACCAAGGCGGAGCGACAGGAAGCCAGAGCCUAGACCGGUAGAGCACCGCUACCAACCUCCAGCACGCAUUAUGGGCAGAACCAGAAAAUCUUAUGAUCGCCAACCCGUGAGAAAUGAUAACAGGCAUUUCGGAUCGAACCAGCACAAAAUACCAGAGUACAACCUCAUCGUCGAACCAACCCAGGUCAUAGCGAUAAUGAAAGGAAUGGGGUUCGCCGUCAAGUGGCCUGGUAAGCUCAAUCCCGAGGCAAGGAGAGACACAACCAACUGGUGCGAGUUCCAUAACGAUCACGGGCACAACACCGCAGACUGUAUUGCCUUGCGGCUCGAGGUUGCCACACUUCUGAAGAGGGGACAUCUCUGUGAUCUACUUACUGACAAGGGGAAAAACAUCAUUAGCCAGAAGGGCUCCAAAGAGCCGUCGCCCCCUUCGCGAGAACCCACACCGAAGGGUUUCUGCUUGCUCAUCUCCGGAGAAUCAGUGGGGUAA